Molecule: messenger RNA, 3465 nt
Organism: Alosa sapidissima (American shad)
Lineage: Eukaryota; Metazoa; Chordata; Actinopteri; Clupeiformes; Clupeidae
Gene: naxd
Product: NAD(P)HX dehydratase
Exons: 11
Coding region: 618-2567 (649 amino acids)
Biological process (GO): metabolite repair
Molecular function (GO): ATP-dependent NAD(P)H-hydrate dehydratase activity
Source: RefSeq, a predicted model, not a curated record
AGUCAACCUGAACUGGAUUAGCAAACAUGAACAUGUGUUGUGUGCUCGUAUGUUAUUCUUGGCAGACAAAUAAUGCACAACUUUAAUGUUAUAGCCUAACAUUAUAUUUCCGUUUCAGUUGUGAUGAUAAAUCAUUCAAAUAGAAUGAGUGUGCAUUUGACAAGUAAAGGUUUACGGUUGUUUAUCAGAAUUGCUUAUGUUAAUUUCAGAUUACAGCGGACAUGUUUUAGUACGAUGACGAAGUGCACCAUGUUGGUGACGUUUCUGAGGACCCCGUGGUGGAGUUUAGGGCAGCGAAGCAAGCGAGCUAGGAUACCUGCAUCAAAUGUUUAGAGUUUGUCUCCAGUGCGAAAAUAUACGUAAACAUAAAACGUGUCACUGUCACUGUGAAUAUGGGCAUUGUAAGUGAGCAGCUAUGAGCAGUGCACCUUUCAAGAACCGGCAGAUCAUGGUGUUUUGUUCGCAACGGGAUUUAUCUUUAGCUAACUAGCAAGUGAGCUAGCUACUGUUGAUGCAAUGAAUUGCAAAAAUCAAUAGUGGGGUAUUUGUUCUACCAUAUCGUCGUUGUCGUGGAAGUCCAAUUGCAGAUUCAAGAGAUUUGUGGAAUUCUGUGAAGUAUGCUGGUGAAUCCAACGCGGGGAUUUCUGUGGUCGGAUUCUGAGACCAGAGCAUUGCUAAAUAUUUGGGGGGAGCAGGACGUGCAAACUGCGCUGGAUGGCAACUUCAGAAACAGUCAUGUUUACAGAGACGUAGCCAGCCGCCUGGGAGACAUGGGCUAUGAUAGGACUCCGGACCAGUGCAGAAUACGUGUCAAGAGCCUGAAAAGGCAAUACUAUCAGGCGAAAGAUGCUUUCAAGAAAAACAACGGACAGUAUCGCAAGCUGUGCAAGUUCUUCGAGGAGAUGGAGAGGAUAUUGGGAAGUCGUCCAACCGUGGACCCGCAGGACAUGAUUGACAGUGUUGCCAUUGGAGACGAGAUGAUGGAUGGAACAGAAGAGGAGGGUGAGGGGACGGAGCAGUCGUCGGAUUCCUACAUGCCGAGCGCCACUGAUUAUGCAGAGCAUCCCGUGAAGAUCGAGUACCCCUCCUACACCAUACCCGUGACAGUAGGAAGUGUUCCAGUUAAACCCAUCAACUCCCAGGCCAGAACUGCUCCGUCCACGUCCUCCUCGUGUCGGCCGUCCCGGCGGGGCAGGAAGCGCUUGGCCAGCCUGCCCCUGGACAAGCUCCUCGAGCGCUUCCUGGAGCAGAGCGCUGACGCCGAGGACAACUUCUACAAGAUGGAGGAGCAGCGUCUGCAGCAGGAAGAGCGUCGGCGCGAGGCCGAGCAUGCCCGUGAACUGCACAUGCUCCACGUGCUCGGACAGAUAUUCGGUGGCAUGGCCGGAGGCAGCGGCCGAGGUGGAGCAGCAGCGGCAGCAGCUAACGUCUCGGCGACCCCCAUGCAGUCGACACCCUCCCCCGCGCCCACGUCCGUUCACGUGGCCCCCGCGUCGUCGUCGUGGUCCCAGGUCCGCUCCCAGCACGCGCGCCAACAACAGCAGCAGCAGCAGCAGCAGCAGCAUCAACGUGGCGUGUUGUCCCCACUUGGGCACCACCUAACAGACCAUGGGCUGGAAUCUGUCCCAGUCAUAGAACGUUCCUUUUCCCUGGGCGGCUCUGCGCACAGCAUGGAGAACACCCUUCAGCUGGUGAAGAAAAUCAUCCCCCCUCUGACGUCCAAAAAGCACAAGGGCCAAGAUGGACGCAUUGGCAUUAUAGGAGGCUGCCAGGAAUACACUGGCGCACCUUACUUUGCAGCCAUCUCGGCACUAAAAGUAGGAGCGGACCUGUCUCACGUCUUCUGCACCAGAGACGCAGCUACCGUCAUCAAGUCCUACAGCCCCGAGCUCAUCGUCCACCCUGUGCUGGACAGCCCCAACGCGGUGGAGGAGAUUGAAAAAUGGUUGCCACGGCUACACACCCUGGUGGUGGGGCCCGGAUUAGGCAGAGAGGAACUCCUGCUGAAGACAGCAAAGGAUGUCAUAGAGAAAUCGAAGGCCAGAGACAUUCCCAUAGUCAUUGAUGCAGACGGACUUUGGUUGGUGGCCAAGCAGCCAUCUGUCAUCCAAGGCUAUCAGAAAGGCAUCCUGACUCCCAACUAUAUGGAAUUCAGCCGGCUCUACGAGGCCAUGCACCAGGAGCCUCUGGACAGCACUGACCAUUACCGGAAUGCCCAGCAGCUCAGCAUCGCCAUGGGUAACCUCACCGUGGUGCUGAAGGGGGAGGAGGACCUCAUCACCGACGGCAGCAUGGUGCUGACGUGCUCUCAGGAGGGCAGUGGCCGUCGCUGUGGGGGGCAGGGGGACCUGCUCUCGGGCUCACUGGGGGCCUUCGCCCACUGGGCCUACAGCACCUCCACAGACGCCACCAAGAGUGUGAACCCAUCUCUGGUGGCCGCAUUUGGCGCCGCCUCCCUGACCAGGCAGUGCAACCGGCAGGCCUUCCACAAGCAUGGCCGCUCCACCACCACCACCGACAUGAUCCAGGAGAUCAGCACGGCCUUCAAGAAGCUGUUUGAGAGCUGAGACACGCCGGAGCUAGCUCAGCUCAGCUCUCUCUCUCACUCUCUUGCCUGUUAACAGACAAACAAACAUUGUUGAGUUCCAACCCUCUGGUGGUUAAUGUUGACGUUGUCUAAAGAAACCUGAUCUUCGGCAUUCUCAAGACAACAGGUUCUGUCCUAAGCACAUUUUCCUUCUCCUUCAUUACAUUAAUGUCUCUCCCGUCAACUCUGAAGGACUCUCAAAGAGGAUUGUACUACUUGGUGGUAUAUUUCUGUAAAUAUCUGGUUUGUACCUUCAGACAAAAUUGGAAUAUUUUACAUCUGAGGUAAAGGUAAGACUGUACUUCCCGGUUUUCCAUUGUACCACCUGUGAAAAGUUACUUUUUUCAUCUUGACAUACACUGGACUGAAAGACACACUGGCUUAGCUUGUUGAUUUUUAAACUCAAAAGUGCCUCUCUUAUCUUCAGACCACUCUGUACCAGCAGUCCGUGUGUUUGCACGUUUAGUUUGAAAAAGCUUGGAGUCCUUCAAGGGACAAAUGGGAGCGGCCACGUUACAUUUCCAUCUCCCUCUUCAGACCAAUAAAACUGCUGCCUCCGACCAGAAAACAGAGAUUAAUCUACACCCUUGUGAUGUGCAUUGCUCCUGUCAAGAACACCAAUUCUCUAGGACAACCAGAUGGGUGUAGUAGUUAGAAGUGUAGUGUUUUAAAGACAUAGAUUGGUGAUGUGACAGAUCAUUAAUGUUUGUCAUCCUUGUCAUUGAGUAGUAGCACACUAGCCACCAGUAAGCAUAGCCCAUGCCUUUCUUUAUGCCUCUCGUCUUUUUGACAAUCACUUUCUCAGACCGGAAUCCCAACACAUAUUUGGUUGGUGUUCUUCCCAUAAAAUACAUAAAUUAAAACCUACAGACCUUUUU